CCGAGGGAUUGUCGCCUCCGUCCGCGAGUCCCCGUGUGCGUGUCUCUCGCUUGCCAUUUUAUACCCCACCGCGGCCGACUCGGAGCCGGGUUGCCCGUCCCAGCCCUGAAGUUCUGUAGGUGGGGCGGGCUUUAAUUUGCUUAUAUCUAAUGAUUUCAGGAGCCUCGCUUUAAAAUGGCGGCAUUGAGUAUCCACCCCUGCUAGAGGCUCUCCCGGCACCGGGGCCACCUCGCGCAGCGCUGCUUUUGCUUCUGCCGCUAACAGAUGGCAUGUGCCGCUGUCGCUGCCGCUGCCCCCGCCGCUGCCGCUGAGAGCGGGACCCCUUAGGCUCUGGGUUCGCAGUAGCAGCCGAAGGUUUCUGGAAAGUGCCUUUUCUGAAAACUCUGCUGAUUGGAUUCCACUUUUGAGCUGCCUCUUUAUAAACCCCUCUCCCUGCCACCAUCACUGCCACCUCUCCCCGCCCGGCCCCCCCAAAAAAACCCUGCUGUGCUUAUAGUUCAUUCUCAGCAACUCGUUCAUUCUUUUUUUCUUUGAUUCUCAAUUUUCAUAGUCAUUUUUCCUCCUCCCGAUUUUGCAGCAAAAAAAAAAAAAAAAAAAUUGCAGUUGUAACAUCCUACCAAUCUUAAUCUUUAAAGCCAAGAGAUAGGUAAAAAAACUUUUCUCCCCUUGACCUGAGACCAUUCCACACAUUGACAGGCAGCCAGCAGCAUAUGCUUUUUGCAAGAAUAAUUGAAAAUAUCAACUGGAGAGCACAGAAUCCUUUUGAAACUCUGCCCGUUAUUUGAAGUAACUUCAGCAGAGGAAAAAAAUAAAGCACUCAAUAUCUUAACCUUGAUGGCUGCCUUCUUAGGAGUUGGUCUCUGAUUUUUAGUUAUUCUGAUACGAUUUUUAUUUUAUAGUGGGCUUUUUGUUUGACUAGACCAAAUUUGACUUAAAUGAAAACUUAAGUGCUAACAAAGAAACAUUUCACCAAAGCAACCAGUUAUCUCUUCACAUUUAGCUUGAAUUUAUUUUUAACCUUUCAACAACAGCAGUAAUAGUGUUGUAGAGAGGGUGCACUUGAUUUUAACUUUGCUUUCAAUAUGACGGCUGUCAAUGUUGCCCUGGUUCGUGAUACCAAGUGGCUGACUUUGGAAGUCUGUAGAGAAUUUCAGAGAGGAACCUGCUCUCGAGCUGAUGCAGAUUGCAAGUUUGCCCAUCCGCCAAGAGUUUGCCAUGUGGAAAAUGGUCGUGUGAUGGCUUGUUUUGAUUCUUUAAAGGGUCGGUGUGCUAGAGAGAACUGCAAGUACCUUCACCCUCCUCCGCAUUUAAAAACGCAGCUGGAAAUUAAUGGACGGAACAAUCUGAUUCAACAAAAGACUGCUGCAGCCAUGUUCGCCCAGCAGAUGCAGCUUAUGCUCCAAAAUGCCCAAAUGUCAUCACAUAAUUCUUUUCCUGUGACUCCAUCCCUGGCAGCUAAUCCUGCCAUGGCUUUCAAUCCCUACUUACCUCAUCCUGGGAUGGGCCUGGUCCCUGCCGAACUUUUACCAAACGCGCCUGUGCUGAUUUCUGGAAACCCGCCUCUCCCACUGCCAGGACCUCCUGGUCCAAAACCGAUGCGUUCAGAUAAACUGGAGGUUUGCCGUGAAUUUCAGCGUGGAAAUUGUACCCGUGGUGAGAGCGAUUGCCGCUAUGCUCACCCUACAGAUGUUUCCAUGAUUGACGCAAGUGAUAAUACCGUGACCAUCUGCAUGGAUUAUAUCAAAGGUCGAUGCUCCCGGGAGAAAUGCAAGUACUUUCAUCCUCCUCCGCACUUGCAAGCCAAACUCAAGGCAGCUCAUCACCAGAUGAACCAUUCAGCUGCCACUGCGAUGGCCCUGCAGCCUGGUGCAUUUCAACUGAUACCAAAGAGAUCGGCACUUGAAAAGACCAGUGGUGCCACCCCGGUCUUUAAUCCCAGUGUUUUCCACUGCCAGCAGGCUCUGACUAACCUGCAACUCCCACAGCCGGCAUUUAUCCCUGCAGUUGAAAUUCUGAACAACAGAGUUAUGGAGUAUCAGAAUCUCUCCGUGAGAACCUCCAUAUGGCCUUUCUAUAUAUAUUCACGUAUGUCCUCUUCUACCAACACAACAAUAAGCGUGGUGCAGUCAAUAUAUUAAACAAAACAAACAUACCAACCAACAAAUUCGAAUAAAAACCAAAGCAUCAAACAAUCAAUGGAGAUGUUAAAACACCAACAGAAAACUAACAACUACCAUCUAUCUAUCUUAUUUGAAUUAUUAGGUAGAACACCAUAACAUUUUGUAAUUUAUCACACUAUUCUUUGUGAUUUUCCAAUAACCAUUAUGCUGAGUGAAUCUCUACAGUGGACUGCUGGCUUAUUGUGGCAUUCUUGGUGGAUAAAUGUUCGGUCUGUUUUGAAGUGUUACCUUACCGUUUUGUUUACACAGUAGUCUAUUGGUUUGAUUCAGAAUGUAACAAAUAUAUCCAAUACCAUUUCCCCCA
Messenger RNA from Eubalaena glacialis (North Atlantic right whale), 2484 nucleotides. RefSeq names its product muscleblind like splicing regulator 3 (gene MBNL3). Lineage: Eukaryota; Metazoa; Chordata; Mammalia; Artiodactyla; Balaenidae. The transcript has 7 exons. Bases 1083 to 2138 code for a protein of 351 amino acids. The record is from RefSeq and is a predicted model, not a curated record. Gene Ontology annotation, molecular function: metal ion binding.